AAUGCCAAAUGUAAAGAAGGCAGCUGGGAAACGAGGUCCUGCAAAGCGGAAACUUGCAGAAGAAUUUUCUCCAGGAGAAGUUUUUACAGACACUUCAAAGAAGGAUUGGAAGCUUGGACCAGUUAUAGGCAAAGGAGGUUUUGGCUGCCUGUAUCUUGCUGACAUUAAUUCAUCAAAACCAGUUGGCAGUGAUGCACCCUAUGUUAUAAAAGUGGAGCCCAGUGCAAAUGGAUCUCUGUUUACUGAAUUAAAGUUCUACAUGCGUGCCGCUAAACCAGAGCUAAUUAAGAAAUGGAUUGCUUCUCACAAACUGAAAUACAUAGGUGUACCAAGAUACUGGGGCUCUGGCCUGCAUGAAAAGAAUGGUAAAAGCUACAGAUUUAUGGUAAUGGACAGAUUUGGAAAAGAUCUUCAAAAGAUUUUUGAAGAAAAAGGAAAGCGAUUUACACGCAAAACUGUAUUACAGUUGGGCUUGAGAAUACUUGAUAUUUUGGAAUAUGCUCAUGAGCACGGAUACGUGCAUGGAGACAUCAAGGCCUCAAAUCUUCUCCUGAGUUGCAAGACCCCACAUCAGGUGUACUUGGUGGAUUAUGGCCUGGCAUGUCGAUACUGUCCAGAAGGCACUCAUAAGGAUUACAAAGAAGAUCCCAAACGGUGUCAUGAUGGGACCCUUGAAUAUACUAGUAUUGAUGCACACAGAGGGGUGGCUCCAUCAAGGCAUGGUGACCUACAAAUUCUGGGUUAUUGUAUGAUCUAUUGGCUUAGCGGGCAUCUGCCUUGGGAAGAUAACUUGAAAGAUCCCAGUUAUGUCAGAGACUCAAAAAUUAGGUAUACAGAUGAUAUUGCAGAACUGAUGAGCAACUGCUUCACUGAAAAAGAAAAACCAGGUGAAAUAGCCAGGUACAUGGAAAAGGUGAUGACUUUGACCUAUAGUGAAAAACCACCAUAUCAGCAGUUACAAGAAAUACUUCUUUGUGGUCUCAAGAACAUUGGUCAGAAGGAUGAUGGUAUAUUGGACUUUGACAUUUCUGAGAAUGGAGACAUUCCAGAAAAACCUGCACUUAAGGCAAGAAGAAGAUUAUUUGCCACAUCAGAUUCAGCUGCUGCCGAUGAAGAUGACACUGAAACAGCUAUGGAUGAAGUGAAAACUACCCAGAAAAGAAAGCGUGCUCCAUCUACUAUAGAGGCAAGAGCUUCUAAACUCAAAGUGCCGAAGGCUUCUCCCAAAGUCCAGAAGGCAUCUCCUAAAAUCAAGACAAGCAAGAAACCCAGGAAGAAGACCUAAAAGUAGGAGAGACAGAAUAAUGUGUGCUUGCUGCUUUUAUUAUUAUUCCCCCCC
Heteronotia binoei (common prickly gecko) is the source of this 1339-nucleotide messenger RNA. RefSeq names its product serine/threonine-protein kinase VRK1-like. Gene Ontology annotation, cellular component: nucleus; cytoplasm. Lineage: Eukaryota; Metazoa; Chordata; Lepidosauria; Squamata; Gekkonidae. The transcript has a single exon. Bases 2 to 1285 code for a protein of 427 amino acids. Gene Ontology annotation, biological process: signal transduction; peptidyl-serine phosphorylation. The record is from RefSeq and is a predicted model, not a curated record. Gene Ontology annotation, molecular function: protein serine/threonine kinase activity; ATP binding.